CCUGAAUAAUAACCAUACAAAGUUUCAAAAAUGUUCAUGCAUGCGUUUUUGAAUAAUCUUGCUAAAAGUAAAAACGAUGGUGUCAUAACUUUGACGGCAAAAUACAAGGAACUGGCACAAUCCCAGAUGUGUAGGUGUAAACCAAAAUCUUGUGCCUUUAGUCAAAAAUAUAUGGUGAAAAUAUUGAGCUUCAAAUGUUACGCAUUAAGUAAAUAUAAACAAAAAACCAAAAUAUGUAAACAACGGCUGGUUAUCCGACCAAAUCUGAAUGACUACUAAAAAGCGACGGAUUCAUACUUAACGAGGACCUUCUUUAUUGGACGUAUUAUACCUAAGCUGUUGUCCUUACAGUCGCGUUCAAAAGUUUUGAGGGCUAAUUAAAAAAUAUAUUAAAUGCACCUUGUGACUAUAUAAAUGAAACAGCUUGUUGAUGUGGAAAUUAUUAUUUACAUUAGUAUAAAAAUACAGGUAUGUCACAAAACAGUUUGGUCACGAUUUUGAGUAUGUUAGUCACAUGUACAUUUUAUUUGAAAAUGGCUCUUAUAAAUGUACUUAAUCAUGUGUAAGGUCAUAGAAACAGCUAUUAAAAUAUAAUCCAAUAACAACUUUAUUUUAUUAGUUAUUACUUUUCUACUUCAGUGUACUCAGGCACAACACGUGUGAACCGGUUAGUGAGUAAAGUAAAGAAGGUCAUCGAUAUGUAUGAAUCCGUCGCUUUUUAGUAGUCAUUCAGAUUUGGUCGGAUAACCAGCCGUUGUUUACAUAUUUUGGUUUUUUGUUUAUAUUUACUUAAUGCGUAACAUUUGAAGCUCAAUAUUUUCACCAUAUAUUUUUGACUAAAGGCACAAGAUUUUGGUUUACACCUACACAUCUGGGAUUGUGCCAGUUCCUUGUAUUUUGCCGUCAAAGUUAUGACACCAUCGUUUUUACUUUUAGCAAGAUUAUUCAAAAACGCAUGCAUGAACAUUUUUGAAACUUUGUAUGGUUAUUAUUAGCGUCAAGAAAGACCGAAUACAGUUUUCAGCGAAGUUAUGCCUUGUCUCAUUUAGGCGCUGCGAUGUUUUUUCGGGUUUUCAUAAAACCGCGAUAACUUGAAAACUAUAAAUAUUUUCUAAAAUCUAAUUGGGGCACAAAGGGGCACACAUUAAGAGCUACUCGCGUAUGUUUAUUCUACAGGGGCACAUGCAAUGGUUUUAGAGAUAUACUAUUCAUCAAAACGUUACUCCAGCAGGAAAUGCAAUAUCUCGAAAAUCUGAAGGGGCACAGAUUUUAUUUUUGGGGGCACAUUUUGGCACACAUAUAAGCUAUCUGGCCAUGCACAGUUUUUCUCUCUCCGAUCAUUCGUUUAGAAUUUUCCUGCUAGAAAAACGUUACCCCAGCAAGAAUCGUUUUUUCGAUUUUUUUUCGAAACGACAGGGGGCACACAUUUUUUAUGUGGGGGCACAUUUACAGCAGAUAAGGCACCAACUAUACGUUCUACUCAUAUAACUCUAGGAGAUACUUUCUUGUUGGGGUAACGCACACUGGUGUUUUGGUUUUGAUUUAAUUUUUCGGACUCGUUUUGAAGAGGAUCUUCAUUGACUUCCUUUUAACAGCAUUUUUCAGAAUGCCCUUAAAAAACUUUUCAUUUUGUCCCAUAGUAAAUUUACAAUCCCAUGAACGUAUCAUAUCACAGAAGAAUUUGACAAAGUUUAUUUAGUCUUUUAUAGGGACCUACGAAACGUUGCCACGGCUUCCCCCAGACCAGGAGCAUUCACACAGAAGCUCCCGUGAAACCAUUGAGUCGAUCAAUUUAUAGGCAAAGGUCAAGCCAUUUCCUUCACAUGGUUGAAACAAAAAUCCCAGCUGUUGUUGUAGUUUGAUCUCUCAGUUUUAUUAAUUAAACUUCUUUCCAGAUUGUCUAAUUGUUGCUUGUCACUUAUUUGUUUAAAAAUAAACGAUUCAUUAUCAACUUGGUUAGCGUCUUUUAAUAAAGUAACAGACACUGGCUGCUCGAUUUUUUCCACAAAUUUUAACGUGCGUUCAUCUAAUUGUACAGACAACUCGGACGCUUUUUGAGUAAGUCUUUGAACGCUUUCAACAAGAUUUUGCAGUAUUAAUUCUUGGUUAUUAACUUUUUGAAUUAAAAUGUUUUGAUUUGCAAUACACUGUUCGCCGUCGAAGACGGUUAGACAUGACAUUUCAUCAUUAGUUUCGAUCUGAUUGCUUGUAGCAGAAAUAGAAUUAAUUUGUGUACCUCCCGCGUUGAAGGCACUUGGCAUCUGAAACAAACAAAAAAUCAUAACUUUUGUCUUGUACGAUAAUAAAACUUUGAAGUUGGGCUGUUAUUUUUAUUCCAAUAAUAAUUUACAUAUGGAAUUAGAUAGUCGAAUUUACAUCCGUGGUUGAUGAGUCGCCGACAUAACCACGAGCCAACGAAUCCAUUCAUUAUUUUCAGAAAAAUUUAUAGUUAAGCUUUGUAUAUUUUAGUAUGUAGGUAAAGAGUUUGAUCUAAAUCUGUUUAGUGCCAAAUUAGUCUUCUUGAAAUAAAAUUAUCUGAGAAAAUCCAAAAAAUAUAUUAAAUCAUAAAUAGGUAAAUUAAUUGCAGUGUUGCCAUAAAUAAAAACAAUUUUCUCCGUUUUAGGGGUGCCUAGGCCUAGCCUACUAGAAUAAAAUACCACAGGCACUAAAUUGUAACCCUCCGGCAGCCUGCGCUUGGUGCAAUACACAAUUUUUAUUAAAUGUUUAUAUGUAUUGCUGAAAAAAAUUUAAUCACUUACCAAAUUUUGCACCAUAUUUUCAAAACGGUUUGCUGGUGGUAUUGCCGCUGGUCUUACAGGUGCUGGGCUAGGGCGCGAUUCACUUGUUUCAUUGUCUGUGUCUGUAUAAUUUUCCAUGAUACGUAGUUCGUUUUGCGCUUCGGCGUACGUUGCAAUAUUACUUCGUUUUACCACGCAAUCCAAAAUGUCCCAAUUUGGAUUUGGAAAAGAGUUUUCGUCUCUUGCGAGUCGUGCUCGGUUUUUAAGUUUUUCUGUAGGCCAGAAUAGUUUUCCAUCGUCCUCCCAAAUAUACGGUAUAAUACUUAAUGUGGGUCGUCCUUUUUCCACAGUCUGUACAAUGUUAAACGGCAUUGUCUGAAAGAGAAUAAUUGGAUUAAUACCUACUAGUACAUUCAUUAUCAUUAAAAAAAUAAUAGUAUCUGUUUUUAAUAAUUAAAAUUAAAUAUGAGACACACAUCAACAUAUUCACAACAAAGCAUCACCCUUAAGCCAAAAUACCAACAUGUACGAAUUUGAAGAAGCGAUUACUCAUCCCGAUUCAGCAUUCUAUUGCUGGUUUUUAUGGAUGGAAUUAUUUACAAUAAAGUCAAGAUAACCAGCAAUGUAUUCCGAAUUGGUACGUGUUAUCGCUGCUUUAUUCAAAAUUCGCUUUGAUCGUUUGGAAAAAAAUCCAGAGACGAUAUUGCGUGAUAUUAAACCUCCAUAUGAAUACAAAUUACCUAGCAAGUAUUUAUUAUAUAGAUUCACAUUUUCAUAGGCUAACAUAAAACUGACCUAAAACCACAAUGAAAUCAGUCAUAUAAAUGAAUUUAUACUAAUAAACAAAUAAUACGUAGUCAAAUGUCGUGGUAGACGUGGAGCUUUUUUAAAAACUAAACUUAUCCUAUACGUCUGAUCGACGGAGCUCUACAAUAGAAUCUGACUUAAUGCUAUGCUUAAUUAAAAAGGUAGCCUCGUAUUGCGUAGGCGGUUCGUUCCCAGAAUGUCAACCGUUACUGAGUUGCACAUCCUGUUUUUGUUAUUGUUCUAAAUUCUUAAGACAUGACAAAGUGCUGACAACAGUCUACGCAUUAAGAGGAGACGACAAUGUUGGGUCCUCUACCUUGUAUGGGGCACAUAACUCCUCCCCCGUUUAAGCCAUCGGAGGGUUGAUUACCCGACUGAGGGCUGCGAUACCGUAAGUAUACAAUUUUAAUUUUAUAAAGUAUAUAAAUGAAAAAGAUUAUAACUAUGGUUACAUAAAUGAUUAUAGUUCCUACACUUAUACAAUGUGUGUUUAUAGCACUUUCACGAAUGUUCCCAGUUUCAUCAUAUUUACUGGAAAACUUGCAAUUCAUUCUGUUCCAAAAAAUGAACCGUAAGUCCCAAAUAACCAGUGUUAGUCAUUAUCUCUGUCCAAAUAUCUGUAGUUAAACAAAAAUGUUCCACAUUCUUAAAUUUCUCGGCCACAGUUUUUGAUAAUGUCUCAUACUUUUUAUCAAUCUUUGCUUUGAUCGUUUCCCGACAAGGCACUCUAUACAAGGGAGCUAAUUGCUUAAUCAAAUGUUUAAAACCUUUUCCUUCAACUGCAUAAAAUGGUCUGUUAUCAACAGCAAUGAAAUAUGCAAUAGCAUCUGUAAUUCGGUCAUAUUUUGCACCUCCUUUAGAAUAUUGAUACACAUUUUCAAAAGCAUUUUUUAUUUUCGGAGUGUUUCCAGACGUACUUGGAGGAGUAGGGGACUUAAUAACUGGAGCAACAACCACAGCAGACGAACAAGAAGCUUCAGCAGAAUUAGCAGGUGUUUCAGGGGGUGUAGCACUUUCAUUAAAAUAAACGUUAAAUAUUGUAAUAUUUCCAUAAAAUCUUAUCUAAAUCAUAGAAUUCGUAUUUAUUAACUGAGGAACUUUUGACUUACCGUUGUGACUUAUCCAUAGAUUUAUCAACAUCAAAAUUUUCUGGAUGUUUGUGUUUCAUAUGUGAUGCUAGAUUGCUUGUAUUUCCAGAUGUUUUAAUUCGUUUAUUACAAAGUGUGCAAACGGCAUCACUGUCUUCUUUUUUGAAAUACGACCACAGUUUACUUCUCUUCAUAUUAACGGUAAAUCAACAAAGUCAACAAACAAGUACAACAACCAACCGCCGUUACGACCAGAGACAACUUUUUUUGUUAUUUUCGUCCACUCUGAAGAAGAGGCAAAGGCACAUAACCCAUACAGCCUAAGUGCGUGUUCACACCAAACGUAUAGUCAGCCGCCGAUUGUGCGCAGGCUCACUAUAAGCCUCAGUGUGAACGUAAAAAUAAAUGGUAUUUUUUGUUCACAUUAAGCUUACAAUACGCUGUAGCUGACAAUACGCCAUUGGUGUGAACAAAACAGUCGGCUUGUAUACGUUCACACCAAAUGCGUACGCUGAGCGGCCGACUAUUUUUCAUAUAAAAGAGCUGAGUGGCUUGAGUUUCGCGCAGUAUAUCUCAGUUCACAUUUCAAAACUGGUGACUCGAGUGUUAACUAAAUAAUGUUCGUUAAUAUAUUGGCUAUUCACGAAGCUCUUGAGGAAGAUGAAGAAAGUAGUAAGAGAAAAAAUUGGGUACAUCCUCUAAAUUUAAAGAGAUAUCAUCUUGGUCAGUUUCAUCGUUUAUAUUUGGAAUACAGAUGUUACCCUGAUAAAUUCAAGAAAUAUUUUCGCAUGUCUCUAAAAUCUUUUGAUGAAUUAUUGUCAUUAAUACGUACCAAAAUAUAUAAAAAGGAUACUAACUAUAGACGUGCUAUUGAGCCAGAAGAAAGAUUAAUGAUUACUUUGAGGUUUUUAGCUACAGGAGCAACCUAUGGUACCUUAAGCGAAGACUUUUUAACGGGGAAAUCUACAAUAUCUGCAAUUGUUUGUGAAACCUGCUCGGUUUUGUGGGAAAUAUUAAUGCCUUUGGAAUUACCCCAGCCCACAGAAGAAAUGUGGAUAAACAUAUCUAACACGUUUUACAAAAAAACUGAUUAUCCGAAUUGUCUAGGCGCUAUAGACGGCAAACAUGUUCGAAUAAGGAAACCAGCUCACAGUGGUUCAAACUUUUACAACUAUAAAAAAUUCUUUUCAAUCGUCCUUUUUGCUUUAGCUGAUGCAAACUGUUUAUUUACUGCUGUUGAUAUUGGAUCAUGUGGAAGAGAAGCAGACAGUAACAUUUUUAAAAACAGUAACUUAGGCAAAAUGAUAGCUCUUGGACAACUAAAUAUACCAAAAUCUGCCAAACUACCUAAUUCCAGUGGACCUGAACAACCAUAUGUGUUUAUAGGGGACGAAGCGUUUAGUUUAAAAUCAAAUUUAAUGAGACCUUUCCCAAAUCGCAACUUGACUUUAGAAUAG
Pectinophora gossypiella (pink bollworm) is the source of this 6090-nucleotide messenger RNA. RefSeq lists its product as uncharacterized. The coding region runs from base 5251 to 6090 and encodes 279 amino acids. The record is from RefSeq and is a predicted model, not a curated record. Lineage: Eukaryota; Metazoa; Arthropoda; Insecta; Lepidoptera; Gelechiidae. The transcript has 3 exons.